Messenger RNA from Corythoichthys intestinalis (scribbled pipefish), 14187 nucleotides. RefSeq names its product E3 ubiquitin-protein ligase TRIM9. NCBI's taxonomy places the organism in Eukaryota, Metazoa, Chordata, Actinopteri, Syngnathiformes, Syngnathidae. Gene Ontology annotation, molecular function: protein binding; zinc ion binding. The coding region runs from base 47 to 2236 and encodes 729 amino acids. The record is from RefSeq and is a predicted model, not a curated record. Gene Ontology annotation, cellular component: cytoplasm. The transcript is spliced from 12 exons.
GCUCUCCGCAGGCGUUCGGUUCUGGAAAACGAUCCGAACGGGCGAGAUGGAGGAAGAACUAAAAUGCCCGGUUUGCGGCUCCCUGUUCAAGGAGCCGGUCCUCCUGCCCUGCUCCCACAACGUUUGCCUGGCGUGCGCCCGGAGCAUCAGCGUGCACACGCCGGACGGGGAGCCCUCCGCCGCGGCCGUGCAGCAGAGCCGCGCGUCGGCUGCCAGCUCGGACUACGACUACUUGGACGUGGAUAAAAUGAGCUUGUACAGCGAGACGGACAGCGGCUACGGCUCGUACACGCCGUGCCAGCUCAAAUCGCCCAACGGGGUGCGGGUUUUCCCCGCCCCGCAGCACCAGCAGAUGCAGCGGCUUUGCUCGCUCACCUGCCCGCUGUGCCACCGCAGCGUCUCCCUGGACGAGCGGGGGCUCCGCGGCUUGCCUCGGAACCGGCUCCUCGAGGCCAUAGUGGCUCGCUACCGGCAGACUCGCGCCGCCUCCGCGUCCUCCGCCUCCGGAACGGCUAAAUGUCAACUGUGCGACCGGAACCCGGUGGACGCGUCGGUGAUGUGCGAGCAAUGCGACGUGUUUUACUGCAACGCCUGCCAGCAGAGGUGCCACCCGUCCCGCGGCCCGCUCGCCAAGCACCGCCUGGUUCCGCCGCCUCCGCAGCGGCCGGGACAGGCGGGACAACCGCCGGCCACCGCGCGGAAGCCGGCGACGUGCGCCGAACACGAAGCGGAGAACUUCGUCAUGUACUGCUGCAACUGCAGGGCGCCGGUGUGCGCCAAGUGUGCCGAGGAGGGACGUCACGCCAAACACGACGUCAAGCCCAUCGCGCUCAUGUGGAAGCAACAUAAGUGUCAACUCUCGCAGGCGCUAAACAGCGUCUCAGACAAAGCAAAAGACGCGAAAGAGUUCCUGGUCCAUCUCAAGAACAUGCUGCAGCAGAUCCAGGAGAAUGGCGUGGAGUUCGAGGCUUGCCUGGUGGCUCAGUGUGACUCGCUGAUCGAGGCUCUGACCCGACAGAAAGCCAAACUGCUUACAAAAGUCACCAAGGAGAAGGAAUACAAGCUAAAGGUGGCGCGUGAUCAAAUCACCCAUUGCACCAUGAAACUGCGUCAGACUACGGGCAUGAUGGAGUACUGUCUGGAGGUGCUAAAGGAGAACGACCCUAGUGGCUUUCUUCAGAUUUCAGAUGCCCUGAUUAAACGCGUGGCGUCAUCUCAGGAUCAGUGGGUCAAAGGCAACCUGGAGGCCAAAGUGGGCCCCGAUUUUCAGCUCACCCUCAACACGGACGCUCUGCUACAAACCAUUCUUCAGCUAGAUUUCUGCCAGGGCAAAGACGUGCAGGACGGUCCCUUAUUGAAACAAAUGCAGCAGGCAGCAGGCAGUGCUGAAGCUGAAAUCGACACACAAAGCCCAGGAGUGGAGUCUGGACCUCCAGUGCCGUCAGCUCCGCUCUUGCAGUUAGAGAAGUGCUGCAGUGGCAACAACAGCGCCACCCUGGCUUGGAGGGUCACAGCGCCACAAGCAGCGCCCAUCGAAGGGUACAUCCUGGAACUUGACGACGGCAACGGAGGGCAGUACAGGGAAGUGUACGUGGGUAAGGAGACUGUUUGCACAGUGGAUGGUCUUCACUUCAACAGUGUGUACAACACUCGAGUCAAGGCCUACAACGCUGUCGGUGUGGGGCCUUACAGCAAGACCGUGGUGCUCAAGACCUCUGAUGUGGCCUGUUUCGCUUUCGAUCCCACCUCGGCUCACCGGGACAUUGUCCUGACUAAUGAGAAUCUGACGGUGUCGUGUAACAGCUACGACGACCGCGUGGUGCUCGGGACUGCAGCCUUCUCCAAGGGUGUCCACUACUGGGAGGUUUUGAUCGACCGCUACGACAACCACCCGGACCCUGCGUUUGGCAUCGCUCGCAUUAACACGGUGAAGGACAUGAUGCUAGGCAAAGACGACAAAGCUUGGGCUAUGUAUGUGGACAACAACCGCUCCUGGUUCAUGCACAACAACUCGCACACCAACAGGGCAGAGGGCGGCAUCACUAAGGGCUCGACAGUGGGCAUUCUCCUAGAUCUGACCAAGCACACUCUGACUUUCUUCAUCAACAAGGAACAACACGGACCGACUGCCUUCGAGAACUUAGAUGGCGUCUUCGUGCCUGCCGUCAGCCUCAACAGAAACGUCCAGGUGACCCUAUCAACAGGCCUGGAGGUGCCAACGGACCUCAAACAGUAGAUAACAUCUAACUGAUGGCCUUCUACAGACAAGCCAACGAUGUCAACAACCUGGUUCUUUCAAGGUUCCCCAUCGUGUCUGCUCCACCAUUUCUAAUAGCUUAUUGUAGAUUCAAUUUCUGUCAGCGGAUGCUUGACACCAACAGUCCCUUUGUAAAAAUUGGGAGGCCAAUUAACACAGCCGCACGCACAAUUAAGCACACUCUGCAGGGCUACAGCUUGUCAUCUCGCAUCAAUAUCCAACACGGUGUCUUGACGAGGCCGAAUUACGAGGAAGACAUUUUAGGGUGACAGCGACAAAGGCUUUUGUUGGAGUUCAAACAGCAACUCAGGUUGUUACUGUCGUAAAAUAUUCAUGAGUUCUACUGCAGCAGUAGCUGCAAUGUCACUUUAGAUUCAAUGCGGGAAAAAUGUCUUCAUGAGUUGCUUAAGUCAGUUUUAUUUUACUGCCUCGCGAUGGUAAAAUUUCAUUUAAGUUUAGGCUUAUGUGACAUCGUUUGCUGCACUACGUAUACUUAAUUUACAAAUAAUGUGUCGACUCCACUCUAUAGUAGGGCAGAGCGAUUUUUUCCACUUUGUCCGUUCUCAAUUAUCGUCACGAUUUGGAUUCGCAUUUCUUUUAAAUGAUUGACCCUCGCUCUCAUCAGCUGUCAUGUACAAUUCGACCACAUUUGAUUGAGGAACUACACUCAUGGUGGAUCGCUAAACUCUCAAAAUGCCAUAUUUUUCGAACUAUAUGUCACACCUCACAAUAAGUUGCGCCAGCCAAAAAAUGUGAAUUGAUUAGGGGGGAAAAAAACAUAUGUUAUAUUUUGGGGGGGAAAUUUAUUUGAUAAAAUCUAACACCAGGAACAGACAUGUCAUCUUGAAAGGCAAUUGAAAAUAAAAAUAGAAUACAAAAUAACAGGCUGAGUAAGUGUACGGUAUGCUAAUGUUACAUGGCGCUAGGGGUGCAGCAAUCGAUUAUUUUAGUGGUCGAUUAAUCUGUCAACUACUUAGUUCGAAUAAUCUGAUUAGGAACAUUAAAUGUAAAACAAAGGUGAUUGCACAUUCAAAAGAGCAUUAAAUUGGAAUACAAAAUAAAAUUCUCAAAUGUUUCUUCGAACUAUGCAGAAUUGCAUUUUUAUUUAAAAAUAAAAUAGUUGCGCUUAGCCUAAAAGGUAUCAAAAAAUUAAAUGUAGAUCUCAGUACAACAAAAGAACAAUUUGGCUAACUUGCAUAGCAAAAGUCAUAUAGCUUAAAUGCUAAAAAAAGCCAACUUUUUUUUCCCAAUUGUCUAAACAAAUCAUUCAAACACCUUCCAAAGAAAACGGCUAAAAAUACCUAUACACUAAAUUACGAAUGCAUAAGAAAACAUUAGCUCAAACAAAACUUACCUUAUGUUGUUCUUAAUAGGGAGCAGCUGGAUUCAGCCAUGUUAAAUGAGUUGUCAUAUUCACCGUUUCCUGAGUGUUUCUUCAAACAAUGCAGAAUUGCACUUUCAUUUAAAAAUAAAUGAAAAUACCUAAACUUAGUUUCAAACGGUAAUAAAGAAAAUAAAUGAGGAUCUAAGCACAGACAAAAGAACAAUUUGGCUAACUUGCAUAGCAAAAGUCUGCUAGCUUAAAUGCUGUAAAAUGCUAACUGUUUUUUUUUUUUGCAACGCUCUUAAUGAAUCGUUCAAAUGCAUUCCCACAAAAACAACUGAAUAUACCUAUAAACUAAAUUACAAAUGCAUAAAAAACAUUAGCUCAAACAAAAACUUACCUUAUGUUGGUCUUAACAGGUAGCAGGUGGAUUCAGCCAUGUUAAAUGAGUAUUUCAUAUUCACUGUUAGCACUAGAGUGCAGCGUAUCCACCCAAAUCAAUAAAACUAAAUGCACUUUCAAAACAAACAAUUUCAACUCCACUCUAAUCAAAUCAAAAAUUGAUUCGAAGCUUUUUUCUAGUCGAAUUACUCGAGUUAAUCGCUGCAGCACUACAUGACGGAUAAACAACGAACAGAGAACGUAUCCGAUAUGUUACCGUAACAUAGCUAUCAAGCGUUAUUCAGGUAACUACAGCAUAAAGAAACACAGACCUUGAGCGCCCUCUUGUGGUUCAGUGUGAAAAAAUCAUAUGAAAUGAUAUAAUACUCUCCAGAGUAUGUCGCACCCCCAGCCAAAGUAUGAAAAAAACUGACUUGUAGUCCGAAAAAUAUGGUACUAAAUUUACAAUAUGAAGUAACAGUUGAUGAAGUUGCAUUUUAAUGUGUCGAAUACACUCUACAUUAGUGCUGUGCGUUUUUUUUUUUUUUCAUGUUGUGUGGUCUCGAUUAUCGUCACGAUUUUUAUUUAUUCCUUGAAAUGACUGACUCUGGCUUUCAUAAGUUGUCACGUACAUUUCGACCACAUUUCAUUGACGAAUUGCGCUAAAUCGCUACAUCAUCAAUCACGUUCAUGCAAUCAUAUGGCACUACUCUACACCUGUGAGUGUAUUUAACCCUUAAAGCAUCACUAUGUAACUUUUCAGUUUUGGUCGAUAUUAGCUACGCCGGUGGACAAAAGCGGUAGUGUUUUGCCUUAAGAAGGACUGCAUUUCCCAUGAGGACCAGCACUGCGUCUCCCUCCCUUUUUUCCCCACCUCAAAACUUUUUGUCUCGUUGCUCUGCCAUCUGUGCAGAAUUUGCGCGAAAGCAUGCGCAUCAACUUCAUAAUGACUGGGGAAAGCGUCGUAUGCCGUGAAGCAGUCAGCACAUUUGUAAUUUUUUUGUGUGGCCACCCUUCUCAAAAUUAAUUAGUGAUGGUGAAAGCGAUACAGACCCCCUUAAGAUAUAAAAGAGGUGUCAUUCAACUAGUUGUCAGUCGAAAUAUCAUCACAAAAGCUAUGAAAAUAUUUUAUAAAGGUUGAAGUUACCUAGUGUUGCUUUAAAGCCACUCUUUCGUUAAUCCACAAACAUUCCCAUUUCAAUUUCCUACCAAAAGACAACAAAUUACAGCAUAAGAGAGGUUUAACAUGUUUUAACUCUCACUCCGACAGAAAGAAAAUUUGAGCACAAGAACAACGCUGCUUAAGUCACUGCGUCGUUGAGAUCUAACAAGGCCGAGCGUCUUUCUCCCUCAAACAGCAUCCGUGAUGUGUUUGCAGCAGGGGGUAGCUCGAGCGUAUUUGAAAAAAAAAAAAAAAUCUCAAGACAAAAAGUGAAUAUUUUAUACACCACGUUGGGAACGAGUUUUUUUUUUUUUUGUCACCUCAUGGUAAUUUUAUAGCAGACUCCCUGCGGUGUUGCCUUCAGUCAAUGAAAAGUGGCUCUUGAUAAGGCACACUGCUGCAAAAGAUCACUGUGACAAGGAAGGGAACACUGAGCCACUUUAAAUAACCUGCCACAAGUUUUAUUUUAACUCGAUAGCAAAUAGUUCAGAUCAGUGUCUAAUUUCAUAUAUCAUUGCGGUGCAGAAAUGAUUUGAUGAAACGUCAACCGCAUCUUGUAAAUAAUGAAUAUGCUGAUAAUAAUGGUGAAAAUUAAAGUUUACAAAAUGCUGUAUCUAAAGCUGCGUUGUAAAUAGCCUCCUGCGUUAUUUAUUGUUACUGCCAACUGCUGUGAAAGCGCGCCCUCAGCUGCCUGAAGGGGGAACUACAACCACUCCGGCCUCCAGACAGGAUUUAUUGAUCAAAAGCCAUUGCAUUUCACUUUAGAAAUACUGUAUACGUAAAGAUAUAUAUCAAAUUGGUUGCUUAUUUUCUGUAUAUUCCUUGAUUAUUUUAUUCAAAGCUGUAGAAUGCAAAAUAUAUGCUAAUAUGCCAUGUAAAUGUUAUUUUGAAUUAACCAUCAAUUUUGUAACAUCCGUCAGCUUAGCUUGACUCACAAGUCAAAUACUUUAAAAAUACAUUGUCGUGCCAAAAGUAUUUGGCAAUAUAUUGUAUAAAAUUAUAUAUGGACAAAAGUAUUAAGACAUUCCUCUUAAUCAUGAAAGUGUGGACAAAUUUGAUAUUGAUAAUGCAUCUGAACAGAAAACAAAGAACAAGCUUUCAUGAUUGGUUAUAUAUUCUACCUAACUUUAAGUACAGUGGUAUGAAAAUGUAUUAGAACCUUUUGGAAUUUCUCACAUUUCUGCAUAAAAUCACCAUCAAAUGUGAUCAGAUCUUUGUCAGAAUCACACAGAUGAAAAAAACAGUGUCUGCUUUAACUAAAACCACCCAAAUAUUUAAAGGUUUUGAUAUUUUAAUGAGGAUAAUAUGCAGACACUGACAGAAGGGAAUAAAUAAGAGAACCAUCAUAUUUAAUAUUUUGCCCCCCCCUCCCCCCUUUGGCAGCAAUAACUUCAACUAGACGCUUCCUGUAGCUGCAGAUCAGUCUGGCACAUCGAUCAGCACUAAUCUUGUCCCAUUCUUCUCUACAAAACUGCUGUAUUUCAGUCAGAUUCCUGUGUUGAAUCGCUGUCUUUAGGCCAUGCCACAGCAUCUCAAUUGGGUUCAAGUCUGGACUUUGACUUGGCCACUCCAGAAAGUGUAUUUUGUUCUUCUGAAACCAUUCUAAAGUUGAUUUACUUCUGUGUUUUGGAUCAGUGUCUUGUUGCAUCAUCCAUCCUCUUUUAAGCUUCAACUGUCUGACAGACUCUCUCAGGUUUUCCUGCAAAACAUCCUGAUAAACUUUUGAAUUCAUUUUUCCAUUAAUGAUUGCAAGUUGUCCAGGCCCUGAGGCAGGAAAACAACCCCAAAUCAUGAUGCCCCCUCCACCAUGCUUCACGGUGGGGAUGAGGUGUUGAUGUAGGUGAGCGGUUUCAUUUUUCCUCCACACAUGACGUUGUGUGUUACUCCCAAACAAUUCAACUUCCAUCUGUGUGUAUCCAAGUGUCUUUUUGCGAGCAUUAAAUGAGCAACAAUUUUUAAUAGACAGCAGUGGCUUCCUCCGUGGAGUCCUCCCAUGAACACCAUUCUUGGCCAUAGUUUUACAUAUUGUUGAUUUGUGCACAGACAUAUUGAACUGUGCCAGUGAUUUCUGUAAGCAGUUAGCAGACACGCUAGGGUUCUUUUUUACCUCUCUGAGUAUGCUGCGCUGAACUCUUGGUGCCAUCUUUGGUGGACGGCCACUCCUCGGGAGAGAAGCAACAGUGCCAAACUCUCUCCAUUUGUAGACAACUUCUCAGAAUGUCGACUGAUGAACAUCCAGACUUUUUGAGACGGUUUUGUAUCCUCUCCCAGCUUUGUACAAAUCAACAAUCCUUGAUCGCAGGUCUUCAGACAGCUCUUUUGACUGAGCCAUGAUGCGCAUCAGACAAUGUUUCUCAUCAAGGCAUUUCUUACCAGGUGUGUGUUUUAUAGUGGGCGGGGAGGUUUAAACCACUCAUCAGUGAUUGGGCACACACCUGACUUAAAAUGUUUGGUAACAAUUGGUUUGAAUUGCUCUUUAAGUCUUUUAAGGCUGAGGGUUUACUUACUGUAUUGGCCUGAAUAAAAGACGGCUCUGAUUAUAAGACGACCCCUCUUUUUCAAAACUCAACCUAGAAAAAUGACUUUUUGAACACCAAAUUAAUUUUUAUACAGAAAAUAAUUAAAGUACAUCCGAAACUAAUGAUUAUAACAAUAUAUUUGAGAGAAAAAGCAUGUUAUUUUGCCUCAUUCAAAUCUUAAUAUCUGAACAUUCAAAUAUGUAAACUAAAGUGCAAUCACAUUCGUAAAUGAAUGGCUUCUGCUUUUUGAAAUGUAAAUAAACCAAUCUUGUGAUAAUACAACAAAAUUGCAAUAACUGCAUUAACCAUCGACGUGAAGUCUUAGCUGUAACUGUAGUCUUGAAACAACUCUGAAAAAGGAAAAACAUUGCAAUAAAAUAAUGCAAACUGGGUAAACUUGAGAGAAGCUGAGAUCUGUCAUGACAGAACAUUGCUUCAAUGAUAUCUGGCGCCAUCUAGCGUCAUGAAUGGGGAGAGUAGCUGAGAUCUGUCAUGACAGAAAAUCGCUUCAAUGAUAUCUGGCGCCAUCUAGCGUCGUGAAUGGGUAUAAUGUCAAAAAACACAGUCUUAUAUUCGGGCCAAUACGGUACUUACCCCCCCCCCCCCCCCCCACCCACUUCUGUCAUUGUUUGCAUGCUAUCAUUAAAUUAUGAAAACCUAUUAAUGUUUGGGUGGUUUUAGUUAAAGAAGACACUGUAUUUUCAUCUGUGUGAUUUUGACAAAGAUCAGAUCCCAUAAAUGGUGAUUUUAUACAAAAAUGUGAGAAUUUCCCAAAAGUUCAGAUACUUUUUCAGACCACUGUAGCAUUACAACGUAGCAUGAUACGCUAGCUGUUAGCACAAGAAGAUGGAGGACAGGAAUGACGAGUAUACGACAGGGCAGGUGAGUGUAUUUAUUGUGCUUAGAUAUUAUUUCUUCAAACAUUCAGGACAAGAAUCGCUUAAAAUUUGUUGGAACUGUUUCUGGGGGAGGUUUCCUUUUUAUAUCAGGCCCAUAAACGCCCUUUUCUCAGGUCUAUCAUCAUCAAACUCCUACUCGUAGACCAAAAUAUUGUGAAAGUCUUCCCAGAAGAGUGAAACAACUACAUAAUUAAUUGACUUUCGAGUUUUCACGUCCCAAUACUUUUGUCCACAUAGGGUAUUUGCGAUCAUCUGCAUCAAAGGGCUUUAAAUUUUUAGGAACAACAUCCCGAGCCCGUAAUACGCCAACUUGGCCGCUCACUGUGUUGGCUACUGUGCGUUGUCGAGUAACGGUGCGACAGCAUGUCCUUUUACCUCGCACCCGCCCACCCAUGAAUGUCUUAAACUUUACAUAUUUAUUUAUUUAAAGGUACGGUGCUUUGUGUGGGGAGUUUGGGGAGUGCAUGUCCUAAUAUUUCCAAAAUGAUUUAUUGACCAAGUUUGUAAAUAUGUUUUUGUACGUCGCCCAACUCUUCAGUUUGUUCCGUGUCAAAGUUGCUGCUGUUUCUGUUUAAAAGUGUGAAUACAUGGAGCUCAACUAGCAUUUACUUCCCAUUCCUGUUAAUUCUUGGAAUUUAUUCCCCUCAUUUAAACACCCUAUCCCAUCUCUUGCCAAGCUGUGAAUGUUUUGUACGACUAAAUUGUUUGUAUAUGAGCAUAAGAAAAAUACAGAUGCAAACAAUGUCAUUUUUGUUUGUUUAUAUAAAAAAAACAAAGAAAUAAAUUACCUGUGAUGAAAUAGAAAUGAGUCUAUUUUGUGCAUUGACAUCCAAGGUAGAGGUAAAAAUAUAGUUGACUCUGCAGUUUUUCUUUUUGUUUGUAUCCUGUCAUUUGUGUUUGUUUUUUUUCCUCAUUGUCCAUUCACAAAAAAAAAAAAAAAAAAAAAAAAAUCCAUGUGGUGAUAUGCGAUUUACUGGUAUCAACCAUGAUGAUUUGAACUUCAUCCAUAAAGGAAAAAAUAAUCGACUUUUGGGUCUUCUGCUGUAGUUCCAAUGACAUCUAGUUAGCGCGUUAUAACACCAAAAGUCCCACAGUGCCCACCUCAUUUGCGUCCCAUCUUGCCCUUGAUGGUCUUGAUCUCCUUGGGGCUUAGAAUCAGCAUGCCAUCCUUAAAGCGGCCAACUUGACCCGUUGGUGCCGAGGACGACGCCGUUGACUUCUUGUCCCUGCUUCAGUCCGACACACCCAUCAGUCAACAUUUCCAAGGCAAUUAAUAACUUUUAUAUUUUAAGCAAACACUAAAGGGAACCACGAAUAGAAAGACUUGUGGUUCUUAAAAGCGAAACGUUAUUAUAAGUUAAAAUAAUUUGAUAUUAAAACCCCUCUUGAUGUUUUCGUUUUUAUACAAUUUGUACAAUUAGUUUAACUAGUAAGUUGCCAUUGUUGUUGACUUUGCAAGGCGGUGAUGUCACUGGGUUACACUGCCGGGCUUCCAGAGUAUGACUCUAGCAACAUAAACAUGUCAUCUUCUCAGCCCUUUCAAUGUGAACCCGAGAGGAACAUUAAUGAGCAUGACAGCACUGUCGAUGUCUCACAAAACGAGCGGCAAAAGCAAAAUGAACAUGAAAGACUGGAUGAGAAGAGAUAAGAGUAGGACAAAACCAGUGUUUAGCCAAAAUGUGCUACACCGACGAUAAGGGUGGUUUAAAUACGCUAUGUGACUAAUGUGGUCAACAAAUAAACAAUCUGCUUUAAAGCUACCACAAAAAAACACAAUGAUUAAAGGGUACCUUGGAUAGAAAGACAUGUAGUUUUUAAAAGAUAAAUGUUGGUACGAGUUACAAUAAUUUGAUAUUAAUACCCCACUUAAUGUUUUCGUUUAAAUAAAAUUUGUAAAAUUUAAAAAAAAAAAUAAUAAUAAAGUACCGUAUUGGCCCGAAUAUAAGACUAUGUUUUUUGCGUUGAAAUAAGACUGAAAAAGAGGGGGUCGUCUUAAAUUUGCAGUCUAGACAUCCCAUUCACGAUGCUAGAUGGCGCCAGAUAUCAUUGAAGUGAUGUUCUGUCAUGACAGAUCUCAGCUACUCUCAAGUUUAACCAGUUUGCAUUAUUUUAUUGCAAUGUUUUUCCUUAUUCAGAUUUGUUUCAAGACUACAGUUACAGUUAGACUUCACUUUGAUGGUUAAUGGCGUUAUUGCAAUUUUGUUGUUUUAUCACAAUAGAUGCGUGUUGUUUUGAACAUAAGUUUACAUAUGUGUGUUACAGCUUUACCAAUUGUCAAAUGUGAAGGAAGGAAAAAGCUUCUAAAAGCACAAUUGUCUUAAUUGAUGUCUGUAAAACUGAACGACUACACAUUUAGUGAGGAAAGAACAUGUCAUAUAAAAAAAGUAAAAAAUAAGAUACUUUGAGGUGAAUUACAUACUGUUUAUGCCACAAAAAAAAAAAAAAAAAAAAAAAAAAAGUCGGACGAGACUCCGGCGUCAUAAAGUCGAAGUCGAGUACGUCGUAACCCGGGGACUACCUGUAUUCCAAACCGCUCUUGGAAUACUAAGAAUUAUUUUAUAUUACAAACACGAUUAAGCAGUAGAUGAUGGAUGGAUGGAUGGAUGGAUGGAUGAAACAUUUGCAUAAUUCUAGUCGAUAUUUAGCUGUGUUUUUAACUUGUAUACCGUAUUGGCCCGAAUAUAAGACGGUGUUUUUUGCAUUGAAGUAAGACUGAAAAAGAGGGGGUCGUCUUAUAUUCGCGGUCUAGACAUCCCAUUCACGACGCUAGAUGGCGCCAGAUAUCAUUGAAGCGAUGUUCUGUCAUGACAGAUCUCAGCUACUCUCAAGUUUAGCCAGCUUGCAUUAUUUUAUUGCAAUGUUUUUCCCUUAUUCAGAUUUGUUUCAAGACUACAGUUACAGUUAGACUUCACUUUGAUAGUUAAUUGAGUUAUUGCAAUUUUGUUGUUUUAUCACAAUAGAGAAGGUUUAUUUACAUUUCCAAAACCAGAAGCCAUUCAUUUACGAAUGUGAUUGCACUUUAGUUUACAUAUUUAAAUGUUCAGAUAUUAAGAUUUGAAUGAGGCAAAAUAACAUGCUUUUUCUCUCAAAAAUAUUGUUAUAAUCAUUUAUUUCGGAUGUACUGUAAUUAUUUUCUAUAUAAAAAUUAAUUUGGUGUUCAAAACGUCUUUUUUCAAACUUGAGUCUUGAAAAAGAGGGGGUCGUCUUAUAAUCAGGGCCGUCAUAUAUUCACGUCGCACGGCAGUGACGUCACAUGGCCAUACUUCACAGUGUCGCUCUUUAAGUACUAGUAUACAAGGUAGAGUUUUAAAUACACCACAAGGUGUCAUUGGCGAGUUCUAAAUUAAUAAGAGCUCAAGACAAUGAGCGCGUUUUGUCCCUCGACAGACGCCGUAGUAGAGUCAGUCACAACAAACAAGACUUGUUAUAAUGGCUCCCAGAAUAAGUUUGUAUAUUGUGACUAAAUAUUGCCAUCCAGUGUAUUUGUUGAGCUAAACGAGUUGCUAAAAUGUUUAAAUGGAAUUUGACCGAACUCUUUAUGCAUAUAUAUUUUGAUUGUGAAUUUGUGAAUGCCAGUUCUCUUUGUAUUGUUGUUUAACUGUGUAAGAAUAGCGCCUCAUUAAUGCAGAUUGAAGCACUUUUCUUUUUGUGAACAUUGUUUUUUUGAGAGAUAUAUUAUUUUUGUUGUAUUUUCACGAUAUGAUACUUAUGUGAAGGAGUUGCUGAAGCUUAUGCCACUAAACGGGGCGAUCCGAGCUACGAAUCUGAAUGCCUGUGUCCACUCUCCUUUCUCUCUGCCUUACACCCCAUUGUGCAUUAAAGGAAAACUACAGCAUCAGUCAAGGGACAAAACGCACUCGUUGGCUUGAUCCCUAAUUAAUUGAAAACUCGCCAGUGACACCUUGUGGCGUAUUUAAAUCACUACCUAACAUAAUUAAAUAGUGACACUUUUUUUUUUUUUUUUUAAGAGUGACACUGUGAAGUACGGCAAAGCAGCCCUGUGACGUCAACACCCGGCAACCUCAACAACAAUGGCGACCUACUACUUCAAAUAAUUUUACAAAUAUUAUUGAAAUUAAAACAUUAAGAGGGAUUUUAAUAUCAAAUUAUUAUAACUUGUACAAACAUUUACUCUAUCUUUUCAGAACUACAUGUCUUUCUAUCCGUGGAUUCCUUUAAAAGUAUAAGAGGGAAACACAUGCAAAAAGUUCUUUGGGCAAUGAAAAGGUAAUAAAAAACUCAAUAAAAACACAAAUAGUAAGUACUCGCCGCUUUUAACAGAUGUGCGCGCAUGUUGGACAUCUCGCCGUGUAGAAAGGAAUUACAGAACACCGGUAGUGUUCAUCUAGUGACAGUGACAAACUAAGUCAUGACCCCGCAUAUGAAACAUGCCGCUCUCCGUAGGUCAAAACAUGUACUAAAUAUCAUAGAUUUUUAAAUCAAUGGCAACAUUUCAUGCGUUUCUAAUAACAUAUUUUAGUAAAAGAGAACAAUUGUGGCAUGUUAGAGACCACAAGUCUUUAAGUCCGAGGUUCCCUAUAACUUACCUUGGUUGAGUCUUCUUUUUCUUUAAGUCCUGGAAAGCCAAACAACCACAAGAACUUACCAAGCAGUUAUUUUUGCACUCGAACAUAACUUUCAAGCCUUACCGUCUUCACCUCCUCUUUCACUUUAUUUUUCUUGUCUUUUAUUUGUUCUUGCAGCACCUUGUAGUUCAAAUACUUCUUCUUUGCAGGCUAUUUUAGUUAACAACGAGUCAAAAAGCUGUUCAACGGGUGAUCAAGUAAAUAAAGUGAAAUGAUUUCUUACUCGUGCACCCAACAUAAUGGCUCGCUCUUCCUCAAAGACUCGCUGCUGUUCCUUCUUGUAGCCCGUAAUGCCGAAGCGAUGCACCUCCAAUCGAGCCUUAUACAAAAGAUAGCAUUAGCGACAACUGAAAAAAUAUACCACAUUAUGAGACAAAACUAUAGAGUAAAAUUGAUUACCUUCUCCAAACUGAGACCCUGUUGUGGAGCGUUGGGCUCUUUUUUGGAAAUCUCCAGCGGCUGGAGAUAAAAGAAAAGAACAAUGAGUUAAAAGCAUUAGCAGAGGAGUCAUUUUAAAGUGUACCUUUUAAUGUUUACAGUGAGAAAAGGAAAGAAAAUCAUAAAACUUACAAGUGUUUCAUUGAUUUCAGGCAUCUGUUUGGUCUUUUUUUGUCUCUUGGUGGGAUCGUGGAAGGACACCACCUCCACCUGUGUCACUGCUGGACCUGUAAUUGUAAUUUUGAUCAAAAAAGAAUUCAUUGUUGAAACUGGUUCAUUAGUUGUACGAUUUGCACCUUCACUCUCAACGGUCAUCUCCGAGAACUCUUGUCCAGCUUCUUGGUCUUCAUUGACACUGCAGACGGUAGCAGCAUCUUCUGGACCGGCUUUUUGCCCGCAUCUUUUCUGCCUUUUCUUUUUCUUUUUUUUCACCGCCCCACCGCCUGUACAGAUGAGAGCAAGGAAACAUAACAGUUAAUAUUUUAUUUUUUGAAUCGUGACAUGAAUCACAUGCUGAUUAGAGAACUAACAUUUUUUUUUCUGCAGAAAAGAAAUAAAACUAUUGGCUGAACAGAGACCCCAAAGACAAUAAUAUAAUGUUGAGUUGACACAUUUUAUAUA